This is a messenger RNA of [Torrubiella] hemipterigena, 4217 nucleotides long. The record is from the annotation of a GenBank genome assembly. NCBI's taxonomy places the organism in Eukaryota, Fungi, Ascomycota, Sordariomycetes, Hypocreales, Clavicipitaceae.
GUAGUCACUGGUGGCGUAGUCGUCAAAUCUGGCUUUCCCAGCGGGAAUGUGCUCGUACCAUAGGCGGCAAACCAGAUCAUUACUUCAGCGCGAGCAAACUUCCCCUGUUUGGUGAUGUCUGGCUGUUCUGAUCUGCCAGAGUCAGGGUCGACGAAAAAGUCCAGAGCAACGUUGGCGUGGGCGUUUCCAGGUCCAUUAUCCGCAAGAACGGCUUCAUUUGUUUCUGUGAUGACAGUCGUGUUGGCGUUGCCUACGUUAUAAGCCCAGCCCAAAUUCAAGUCGAGUGCUUUGAACUGUUGGAUCUGUCGUGUAUCGGUAAUGGCCUUGAUAUUGGGAUAGGCCCAGACAGAACCGUCGGCCUUGGGCGGGUAGUUCCACGUAGUGCUCCAGAACGGGGCACCGAAUUUGCUUUUAGGGUCAGAGGUGAUGCCGUAAGUUUGGUUAUUGUUGGUAUUAGUGUUUAGGCAAAUGGCACCCGUGUUAGCCCCGUUGACACCCCAGGGGUUGGCAGUGAGCACCCAGGCCUGAUGGCCUUUCAGCACUCGUGUUUCAACGCCGUCGAAUACAUCACAUCUUUGUUCUGGCGUUGUGCCGUUGUUUAGCGGCGGUACAAGAGAACCUCCGCCGUCUGAUUUGGGGAUGCCUUUGCCGCCAGUCGCGGCGUCGAUACUGAACAUAACGCCGAGGGUGAUGGCAAUUGGGAACAUCCACAGCGCGAAGCUGACGAGCCAUCUAGCGUUGAGUCCCAUGUUGGUGUUUGUUUGGAAGAAAAGCUAUCAGAGCGUAGUGUUGUAGUUGCCGGUAGCGCAGAAGUUGGCAAGCUGUUGAACAGAUGAUUUUUAUGCGGAAAUCUGGUUUUGAUGACGCAAGGUGUGGUGAUUCUGGAAAGACCAGACGCCCGGAAGCAGGGCAAAGCACCUCUCUGCCUGGCGGGGAAACGAAUGAAAAUAGCACCGACUGCGGAAGUGACGGGCGUGAGCGUUUGCGCGAUGUUGCAGACCAACGAUUGAUGUCUGUUUGUAACGAGUGUUCCGAUGAAAAGAAGCGACCUGAGCGGUAGUCGUAGCAGGGGAGGGAACUUUGCUGUAGCCAGUCUGAGACGCUGCUAUCGCUAAGCCCCACGCGUACCAAUCAAAAAAAAACCCCAAAAAAAAAACCAAAAGCACUGUAGCAAAAGGCAAACGGAGCCCGAGGUGUGCGUAUGCGUGUGUGUCUGCAGGCGCAGACAGCGCGUGGAUGUGCGCUUGCGGAAUAGCGCAGACGGACCAACACGAACUUUCACACAGUGCGAUUAAGUGAGGUGGCGCGGGUCCCCCGGCAAGGUACGAUACAGUGGGGCGGGGUGUCUUUGUAGCUCCUUAGGAGAUGGCCGCCAGCGACGCUACGUAGUCGCCAAGCCACGAGUCGAGCACUGAGAAAAAAAAAACCAGUUUUUUUCAAAAGCAGCUAAAGUACAGUACAUGGGGCGAGAGGGAUCCAGCACGUAAGCGAGAGAAAAGAUAAGAGGCCCCUUUUCUAAUAUCAAUACAGGCCGUUUUGUAAUGCUCCUUGCCUAAAUGCAGCAGAAAAGCCGCCGCCGGACUGAAAUUGCACCAUGCUAUGAGAUCAUGCGAGCCGUGGCGGCCUGUAGCAGCGCCAUGGAAAAGCAAGGCUGACAGCUGGUCCGGGGGGUGCGGGAAUCCAGGCAGAUGCUGGCAACCUGCUAGCGGCCAGCCCCUAACCACCCACUAUCAGCGUGUGCUACGGGCGCUGUGGGUGGGUAUUGGGAAACCAGAGCCAGUUCCUAAAGCGCUCUGGUUGCGAACGUCAGCGGGUAUCAGUCACUGUUUUAAAUUUGAAAUGAUGAUGUGCACACGUAUUUCUUGCUUUUAUUUUUAUUUUUCUAUUUACGCCAAGGUGCGGGCCGUCUUUAGCUAUUUUGCUUCUUCUCUCUUUUUAUUUCCUUCUUCGGUUCGGGUUGGCGCGUAGGCGGACGGAUCCCCUCACAGGUUCCUUCUGAAAGAGGUGACAUGUUGCUGAGACAAAUUGCGGCGCUACAGCGGCCCAGCUCAGCUAGCAUUGGACAACGGGCGGGGCCCCCUAAUGCCAGGUACACUGCCAUGAUUCGAUCUCAUCAACCCAGCGCUCUGAUGCGUGCAAGGGGAUGCGUCAUGGUGGCUCUUCAAACAGCGCGUGCGUAUCUCUGUUUCACGGACGAUGUGAUGAACCAACAGACAGAGCCUGGUCCAGGAAAUUGGCAUCACCGUGCGCCCAUGGACGACCAACAAGGUGAGCCUUGAUGGGAUUGACGAGCAGCACUCAUGCGCGCUGAGCGAACAUCAUAAAAUCUGUAACCCAGCAUUGUCCUCGUAACGAAUAUGUACAGUUAUGCUGCGGAAUGUGCGGGACCCAUUCUACCCGCAAUAUUUCUAGCUGCUCUUUUUUUGUGGUUUUGCAGCUUAUUCUCCGUCAUAGGGAUGUGGAAUUACGAGGUCCGCAGGCAGUAGAUCCAGAAGCUCAUGCGAGACCCCAAAGGAUGGCUCACUUUAGAUUCUCAGGCGAUGUUUAAGCGCCAAGAACGGAAGAGGAGUUUCACCUGUUGGGGAUUUCGGGAUGGACUAUAGACUGGCAUGGCAUCGGCUAACCCACUCCCACUGUCACACACAAAGUACGGGACUAGAAACACUCGCAACAUAGAUAAAAUGGCCACGACGGCCGGUCUCACCUUAUUCUUAGUUGCUCAAAAGCUUGCAACGUAGAUAAUCAAAGGCAAAUGAAACACAGGAACCGACGAGACACAGGUACGCUGAGUCUCUAAUUAUCACAAGUAAUAGGAAGCAAUUAGAUAUAUGGUCGCUCGAUACUGUAGCUGAACAGGUCUGUAUAGAGUAGUAAGUAGCUCUGGGCAGGCUGGCGCCUUAAGGCUGGCCGUUUUAGUCUCCAAGGUCACCAUGCAGGACAGCUGAUAAUUUGGGUCAGAGCAAGUGUCAUCGCAUGCCACCCGCCAUUAUCACUAGCCAGCAUAUGAGAAAAUACAACCUAGAGAAUUACUAGGCGAAAAUUUUAUUUGUUUUUAUUUUCUUCGAUUUUUAUUACCCUUUGACACGACCAACACUUCUGUAUUUGAAUGUACAACCGGGUCUUGAUGGCCCAGCUUGACUAAGCUGGUAUUCGAAGCCCUCUGAUUGGCCAACCGGCAUGUGUUCUUUACCGAUUCGCUGCUCUGAUUGGUCCAUUCUGCUGAGUCAUCCAGCCGUUCCGACGAAAUCACGAGUCUUCCACGUCGAGUUCCGAGGCUCUCCGCAACCCCCAGAAAACCACAACGUCAAACAUCAUCAUGGCUUCCUUUGCCCGCCCCUCGCUCUUAAGGCAGACUGCCAUGGCGUCUCGCUGCAUUGCCCGCCCUAUGGUGGCUCGCACCGCUUUCGCCAGAGCCGCCAUUCACACCUCCAGCAAGCGAUGCGGUUUGCUGCCACCUGGUCCCCAGGUUGUUCACGGAACAGUCAACGACCCUGCUCCCGUUCCUACUCCUAACGCCGCUCAUGGUUCCUACCACUGGGCUUUCGAGCGUGCCCUUGCCGCUGGUCUCGUCCCUCUCACAAUCGCCCCCUUCGCUGCCGGCUCGCUGAACCCUACAAUGGACGCCAUCCUGUGCGGUGCUUUGGUGUUGCACUCCCACCUCGGCUUCCAGUCUGUUAUCGUCGAUUAUUUCCCUAAGAGCACCUACCCUGGUGUCCACAAGCUGUUCUGGUGGUUGUUGAACUUGGCUACGGUCACUGUUGGUGUUGGUCUGUAUGAGUUCGAGACCAACGAUGUUGGUGUCACGGAGGCUAUCAAGCGCGUCUGGAAGGCAUAAAGGCCAUUCGAUAAUCAUUACUAGAGCGUUUUGGGAGGUGCAAAGAUGAGGAAAACAAGCUUUGCGGAAUGGUUGGGCCGUCAAGAACCUGAGGGCGGGAUAUACCUUCUUUUCACUGUAUAGAGGCGUCGGCGAACGAACGCACCGUGUACUGUUGCCAUACGCAGUUGGCAUGGCCAUGUUACUAUUUAAAAUGGAAUAUUUUCUUUGUACCCUGCAGCCAAAUCUACUCCAACAUUGACUUAAAGAUACAUACGAGUAUAGCGCUGUAGAUAGCUCGCGGCGUGCAAGGCCGAGGUUAUUGUGCCUAACAGAUUUGGUAGCGUGUCCCAUAAUAAUUUGUUAGUGCGGCGAAUUGUGACGCAAGCGCUCACGGAAGAAC